GCGGGAGUGGCGGAGCCCAUCUUGCCGCCGCUCGGCGGCCGCGCUGGGGGAGGAGGGCCCUAGCCCGGCGUGCGGCCAAUCCGGGCGGGCGCUGGCGGCGAGCAGGGCAGAAUGGGCUGUAGUUUAGUGAAAUAGGAAAGCUGCAAACAGUGUGGAGUGUUCCUGGUGUAAAUAAAAGGGGAAAAAAAAAGUUUCUGCAAGUCGCGGCUCUGCAGCCUCGCUCGGGCACUGGCACGGGGGCUUGCGCGUUGCCAAAAGCCAGCACCCUGGACUUUGUUGUGCCGCGGUAACGCGCUCUUCCUAUUGUUUGUGUUUUUUUCAAAAUAUGGCAAAGGUUCAGGUGAACAAUGUAGUGGUGUUGGAUAAUCCUUCUCCUUUCUACAAUCCUUUCCAGUUCGAAAUCACAUUUGAGUGCAUAGAGGACCUGUCGGAAGAUUUGGAAUGGAAAAUAAUUUAUGUGGGUUCAGCUGAAAGUGAAGAGUAUGACCAGGUGCUAGACUCUGUUUUAGUAGGACCUGUUCCUGCAGGCAGACACAUGUUUGUAUUUCAGGCUGAUGCACCUAACCCAGGGCUUAUUCCAGAUGCAGAUGCAGUAGGCGUAACAGUUGUGCUAAUUACGUGCACCUAUCGAGGUCAAGAAUUUAUUAGAGUCGGCUACUAUGUAAACAAUGAAUAUACCGAAACAGAACUGAGAGAGAAUCCACCAGUAAAGCCAGAUUUUUCUAAGCUUCAAAGGAAUAUUUUGGCAUCUAAUCCCAGAGUCACGAGAUUCCACAUUAAUUGGGAGGACAACACUGAAAAACUGGAAGAUGCAGAGAGUAGUAACCCAAACCUACAGUCGCUGCUUUCUACAGAUGCAUUACCUUCAGCAUCAAAGGGAUGGUCAACAUCAGAGAAUUCAUUGAAUGUUAUGUUAGAAUCUCAUAUGGACUGCAUGUGACUAACCACCAUCAUUUUGGUACUGUACAUGUGUUAAACUGUAAAAACAACGAGAACUAUUUCCCUCAAAUUCCAUAAGUACAUAGUUGACAAGCAAUGUGAAGAACUUGUUUCAAAACAUCCUGUAGAAAGUUUAUAAAAAACAAACAGUAUUUGAGCAAAUUGUGGAAUAUAAAUACAACUAUUUUUAAGUAA
Colius striatus (speckled mousebird) is the source of this 1134-nucleotide messenger RNA. RefSeq names its product anti-silencing function 1A histone chaperone (gene ASF1A). The record is from RefSeq and is a predicted model, not a curated record. Gene Ontology annotation, molecular function: histone binding. NCBI's taxonomy places the organism in Eukaryota, Metazoa, Chordata, Aves, Coliiformes, Coliidae. Gene Ontology annotation, biological process: DNA replication-dependent chromatin assembly. Gene Ontology annotation, cellular component: nucleus. The transcript has 4 exons. Bases 326 to 940 code for a protein of 204 amino acids.